This is a messenger RNA of Schistosoma rodhaini, 3209 nucleotides long. NCBI's taxonomy places the organism in Eukaryota, Metazoa, Platyhelminthes, Trematoda, Strigeidida, Schistosomatidae. The record is from the annotation of a GenBank genome assembly.
GCAUUGGCUGACACUUGCGCUACCUUCGUGAUGAAUAUAUCUGUUUGUGUGUUGUGGUUAGUUUUACUUCUGUGUGGUCCUCUUGCUAGUCGAAAACACAUCCUUAAUCUAAAGGUUUCAAAUAUUAAAAAUUUUACAUGAAAUUUAGAACGAUGGUCGAUUCAUUUCUCUCUGUUUUCAUCCAAAAACUGGAAGGUGAUUUACAAUAUAUAACUUUUACUCUGGAUAAGGCUGGGGAUUCCGGAGUAACGUCUCUUAUUGAAUCCAAGUCAAAUUCUUGUUUUUGGGAUAAGUCAUUUAAAUUUAUUUACCUCUCAUUUGAUAAAUCAUCCAAGUCACUGGUGAUACACAAUCAUGAUCCCAAUUAUAAAGGUGUAAUCUUUGAAGCCUCGUCUUUAGAAAUGGAAGAGGAUGGUCAACCUGCUAUCAAACCCAUAGGUUUAAUUGACAAUAUUCAUUACGCUCUUACCUGUUUGCGGUUGGUUACUGAUCGAAGUCUCUCGUUGGCUAAAGCAAUAAAUGCCAUAAUAUUAUCUGAACCGAAACUUAUAGAAAAAGUUAAAUUUAUGAAUGUAUUGGAACUACAUCGACAACAGUAUCUUGUCUACAAACUUCUACGUGAAGUUGCUGAAUACUCACAAAAUACUAAGGAUGAAGAGCAACAAUCCCCAGACCAUAAAGCUAAAAAUCAUAUUGAACCAAGUGAUGAUUCACAGUUACGAAAGGUUUUCGGAAUCAUUUUAUCUCAAAUUACUCCUUUUGGUUCAUUACAGCGGAUUCCGUACGAAGGGAAAGACAAUGUAAUAAGUGCUAAUUUCACAGUUCGUUUCUUGAAUACAUCUGAAGAAGGCUUAUAUCAUCUAUACUUUCAUAAUUGUGCUGAAUUAAAUGUAGAAUCUGGUAAACGUCAUUCAGUUAACUUAACAUUAAAAAUGGUUGAGAAGAAUGUAAACAGUUAUUUAUCUGCUGGUCAACAACCAUUACCUACGCUUUAUGCAAUUUCUUGUUUGGCUUAUUUGUUCCUUAGUAUUUUCUGGUUUGUUUACCUUCGCAAAUCAAAAAAUUCGGUUUAUCGAAUUCAUUAUCUCAUGUUAGCAGUUACUGUAGUCAAGUCGAUUUCACUUGGCUUUCAUAGUGUAAAUUAUUAUGUGAUUGGGAAACAUGGUGCUCAUGAAGAAAGUUGGGCUGUUAUGUAUUAUAUUACUCAUAUUAUUCGAGGUGCACUUCUAUUUAUCACUAUAUUACUGAUUGGUGCUGGUUGGGCCUUUAUCAAACAUAUGUUAACACCGCGUGAACGUAACGUGUUCCUGAUUGUAGUACCUCUUCAAGUUUUAGCCAAUAUUGCUACUAUAAUUAUUGAAGAGUCUGAAGCCGGUGCGGCUCGUUAUGCUACAUGGAAAGAGAUUUUCAUUUUUGUCGAUUUAGCAUGUUGUGGAGCAAUUUUAUUCCCUGUUGUUUGGUCUAUUAAACUUUUAAAAGCAGCUUCUCAAACGGAUGGUAAAGCAGCUAUAAAUCUGCGUAAUCUGCGGUUAUUCCGUCAUUUCUACAUUCUGGUUAUUUGUUACGUGUAUUUUACACGUGUCAUUGUCUACCUGAUGACAAUCACUGUAGUCUAUUCGUAUUCAUGGCUUGUGGAAUUAUUCAAGGAAACGGUGACUUUCAUUUUCUUUAUCUCAGUUGGUUAUGAAUUUCGUCCAGUUAAUGAUAAUCCUUAUUUGCUUGUUUCUGAUGAAGAUGAAGACGAAGAUACUGUGAUGGAACGUAUGCAAAUGGAAGAUAUAUGGUCUCAGUCUGGUUUAACAGAUGGAGUGACACGAGUACAAAGAUCCCAGUCGAAGCGUAAAUCAAAUAUUCCCAUGAAAACUUAUCCAAAAAGUCAAGAUAAAGAAUCAUUACUACAAGAAGUUGGAAAUGCAUAGUUUUAUUCGAAAUAUAUGCUUCUCAAUCCUUUCUCACCUACUUAUAUCAAUCUACAUUGCAAAACAGAUAAAAAAUAAAACGAUUUUAUAUGUAUACACGUUUGCGUAGUACUAUUAUUACUACUUCUAUCGCUACCAACUAUGUGAUUUUCUUUGGUUACCUUAUACCUGCUUUGCAGUUUUAUAAACGUGUAUAGUAAUUAUCCAGGUGUAGAUGCGCGUGUAUGGGUAAUUCAUCCCUCUUUCCCCUCCCUCCCAAAACACUUCUGAUAAUUUUCUGAUCUUCUUAUAUUCACUCAUGUUGUUUUCCUAACAGAUACUUUGUACACACCGAUUCUUUUAUGGUUAUUAUUUUUCUCAUACGAUUAUGUUCGUAUAUGCGAGGCCUUCCCUAUCUUCUGUUCUUUCAUAUAAAUAACAUUUAUCAUUUCAGAACAAACCUUUGAGGAAAAUGAACACAUCUAUCUUGUCAUCUUUAAAUAAAGCACACACAAUGCAUAUAAACUAAUCAUUAUACUGAGUGGAUUUAAAGUUUAAAUCCUUUUCUUAAUCAAUUUUGAAUAAUACUCUACCAUAAAAACGAGAGACAAUGGUAAAUUUGGAUAGUGCGAUAAAAAGAUGGUUAUCAGAAUUAUGUGAUAUACUUACACAAUACAUCGUUUUUACGUACAUAUGUGAUCAGAUUAUCCAAAAUGUAUUGCACAAAGAGAUCACAUAAUUCUAAUAACCUUCGUCUUCUUAUCGCAUUAUCCAAAUUUAUCAAAGGAACUAAUUGUUUUAGACAACAGUAAAUUGUUUAAAUCAAAAUGAUUAGUUUAAUCCUGUUUUACCCCCGGCUUUUGUUAUUUGAAUAUUAUUAUCGUUAUUAUUGAUCGUUACUAUCACUAAAUCCUGUAAUAACUUGCAGUGCAGACUCUUAUUUUUCCGUUCCUUGUUUUAGACUGCUAAUUCAUUUCCUUGUUUGUAACAAAAAUAAAAGUAGCUGAAGUAAGAGUUUGUUUGUAUAAUGCUCUGUUGUAAUUGAUUGAUCACUGAACAAUGACCAAUGUCUUGUUUGUCUAGUACUUUUGUACUGAUUGAUUGAGUUACAAUAUGGUUGCUGGUCUAAAUAACUCAACAAGGAUAAGUGGAUUAUUAUUUGAUAGAGGUGAAUCAAAAAAAGAAUUCGGCUUCAGUUAUAGCUAUAUUUCUUUGUUCAUUAUUAGAAGUGUUCUUAAUCUUCUAGUCUUACUUAUUUACGUCUGUUACCCCACCCGCCUGCCAGCGUUCUCCAUCCAACCCUGUCAUGGG